AUGUCCGUGUCUAGGAAUAACUCCCUGCUCCGUCUCGGCACGGCCUCGCGUUCCCAGUCGCGUCGGCCCUCGCGCCCACGCACGUCGCGCGACCCCUCUCGCGCGUCCAUCCCGUAUCUUCCCCAGGGCCCUGAGGCGCUGAUCAACCCCGACGGGCAGAUCGGCGAAGACGCCGUAGAGCUCCUCCAGGAGUUCGUCCAUCCGCACCGGCACGAGUCCGAGAGCACCCUCGUCGAGGAGGUACCCGAGGAGGACGACCAGGCCCCGGACUCCCAUGCGACGUGGAGACAGAGUCUGCCGUGGUGGAAGAGGCCGUCUCCGAUGUGGUUCCUCAUCCUCAUCCCCUUGGCUUCAGUUGCCAUGUCGGCGACUAUGGCCCCUCGUAUCGAGAUAUACACCAGGCUGGUGUGUGAUGCGUAUAGACCGGAAUAUACCGUAGGACGCGGUAAGGAUCGUCUUCCUAACCCAGAUGUUGUGUUCAGCCCCUCUGUCAUACUCGACGACAAGACCUAUGAGCUAUGCGUCGCAGACCCAGUUGUCCAGAAGGCUGUCGCGAAGCUAUCCUUGUCUAUGAUCACAACGAUGGGUGUAUUGGGCUGCCUGACUACGGGAUGGUGGGGUUCGCUCUCAGAUAGGUUUGGCCGCAUGAAAGUGAUGGGGUUUGCUGCCUUCGGCAUCCUCAUCACGGACUUCACCUUCAUCUUCGUAGCGAAAUUCUCGAGGGCGCUUCCGGGUGGCUAUCAUUUCCUCCUACUUGGACCUCUUGUUGAGGGUUUACUCGGCGGCUUUAGCACCGUGUCAGCAGCUAUACAUGCAUACAUCGCGGACUGCACGGACUCUGCUACACGCGCGCGUGCAUUCUCGCUCUUCGUUGGGCUGAUGUUCAUAGGCGUGAGCAUCGGGCCCUCGGCCGCGAGCUUGCUCAUCAGCGCGACCGGUACCGUGCUCUCCGUCUUCUACGUCGCCGCCGCAGUGCACAUCGCGUACAGUAUUGUUAUCUGGUUCGUCAUCCCCGAGUCGCUUUCGCCCGCGCAGAGGGCACAGGCGAGGAAGCUGCAUGAGGAGGAGCUCUCGCAACUGCAGGCAGCGCGUGCCAAGGGCGGCGCGGGCGUGUGGCUGCGGUGGGCAUUCGGGUUUCUCUCACCGCUCACACUGUUCUUCCCGUCGGCCAAGAGCGCCAACGUUGGAACGAGCGGUGCCAAUCCGCUGAAGACCAAGAGACAAGGAUUGGGGCUGGUACUGGUCGCCGGGGGGUAUGUAUGCAUCAUGAUGUUGAUGGGAUCCCUGACAUCCAAGAUGCAAUACACUACUCUGGCGUUUGGCUGGGAUUCCAAGAAUAUCGGCUAUUGGACGAGCAUAAUCGGCGCGGCCCGAGCGUUUCACCUCACUGUAGUUCUUCCCAUCGCAAUCUACCUCUGCCAACCGAAGACUCCUGCGAUUCACCUGCCGGUCGAGCCCGACGAACCACUUUCCCCUACCGCGGAUUCCUCCCCGGCCACCGCGCGCCCCGCCUCGGAAGUAGAUGCCCCGCACUCGGCACCGCCUGUGUCUCCGCGCCGCCACCACUCGCCCACGUUCGACCUCACCGUCGUGCGCGUGUCGCUCGCCAUCGACUUGGUCGCGUACGUCCUCAUGGCGUCCGCGACGAACGGCACGCUGUACACCGUCUACUCCGUGCUCGGCUCGUUCGGCGGGGGCGCGGCGCCGGCGCUGCAGAGCCUCGCGUCGACGCUGUACGCGCAGAACGGCGGGAAGGAGCUGGGGAAGCUGUUCGGCGCGUUCGGCGUGCUGCAGGCGAUCAGCUCGCAGGUCGUCGGCCCGUCCAUCUACGGCGUGGUGUACUUGCGGACCGUGGCGACGUUCCCGAAGGCGGUGUUCUUCGUGUCGGCGGGGAACCUGGCGCUGGCCAUCGUGCUGCUCUCUUGCAUCCGCUUGCUGCCCACCUCGCAAGGUGACGAGGAGAGCGUGGAAGCGACUGUAGACGUUUCUGCUGUGCGCCGCGAAGAGACGCUGGUGGACGUGCAGGGGCCGCUGAUCGUCGUGGAAGACGAGGACGAACUCCGUGGACGCAAGCCUGACGUCAAGGUGACGGUUACGGCUGCCGAAUAAGCUUUGUAGUGGGUACCGUUCUGUUCUUGUUGUGCCAUGCACGCCUCGUGCAUCUCCCUUCUCUUGCAUCCGAAAUUUGCCACAACAUAGUUAUAAGACAACAACUCGUGUACAAUGUACCUUAGACAUUCCUAUGCAGGCCUUCACUUAGUGGCAGUAUUGUACUCUACUUGUGCUUUACACUAUCUCAACAUAGACGACGCGUUCAUACUCC
Molecule: messenger RNA, 2323 nt
Organism: Postia placenta MAD-698-R-SB12
Lineage: Eukaryota; Fungi; Basidiomycota; Agaricomycetes; Polyporales; Adustoporiaceae
Exons: 10
Coding region: 1-2109 (702 amino acids)
Biological process (GO): transmembrane transport
Cellular component (GO): membrane
Molecular function (GO): transmembrane transporter activity
Source: RefSeq, a predicted model, not a curated record